Chaetomium fimeti is the source of this 2450-nucleotide messenger RNA. Its product is annotated as glycosyl hydrolase family 71-domain-containing protein. The transcript has 5 exons. The annotation marks the transcript as partial. Lineage: Eukaryota; Fungi; Ascomycota; Sordariomycetes; Sordariales; Chaetomiaceae. The record is from RefSeq and is a predicted model, not a curated record. Gene Ontology annotation, molecular function: glucan endo-1,3-alpha-glucosidase activity.
AUGCUGAUCUUCUCGCUGUUACCCUUGGCACUGAUGGCGCUGGAGCCUUUGCAACGAGCCCAUGCAAAAGCCGUUUUUGCCCACUUUAUGGUACUUAUCUGGCAACCCUUCUUCCUCCAAUGGGAAGAUGACAUCCUCAUGGCCAAAGCGGCACAUAUCGACGCCUUCGCGCUGAAUAUGGCGUUCGAUGAGCUCACGAAUAGCGUUGCUAUUGCUCACGCCUACGCGGCCGCCGACAACGUCGGCGGUUUCAAGCUUUUUUUCUCUUUCGACUACGCCGGCAACGGCCCUUGGUCUAAAUCCCUCGUUAUGUCCACCAUUCUCAAUUACAAGGACCGUGGAGCCCAGUAUCGGCACAACGGACAGCCGCUCGUCUCGACCUUCGAGGGGCCCGAGCGGGCGGAGGACUGGUACGACAUCAAAGAGGUCACCGGUUGCUUCUUCGUCCCUGACUGGUCUUCUCUAGGAGCUAAGGCAGCCAUAGAGGCCGGGGGUGGCGUAGCGGACGGCUUGUUCUCCUGGGCGGCGUGGCCCUGGGGCCCUCAGAACAUGGACACAUACGUGGAUGCCUCGUAUUUGCAGUACUUGGAUGGCAGGCCGUACAUGAUGCCGGUCUCUCCAUGGUUCUAUACGAACCUCCCCGAGUGGAAAAAGAAUUGGUUGUGGAGGGGCGACAACCUCUGGUACGAUCGGUGGCAGGAGGUUUUGACCAUUCAGCCAGAGUGGGUGCAGAUCAUUAGCUGGAAUGAUUAUGGAGAGUCUCAUUAUAUCGGUCCUAUUAGACACGAGGCACUGGGUGCUAUGCGAAGUGCGCCUUUCAACUUUGUCGAGGACAUGCCACACGAUGCAUGGCGCACUUUCCUCCCGACCGCCAUUGACUUGUACACUAAGAAUUCCACCAUCCUUUCAAAGGAGGGCGUCAUAUUCUGGUAUCGACCGAAUCUUGGAUCGACAUGUAAUGACGGAUCUACCACCGGAAACACUGCUUCGCAGCUGCAACUCGAAUUCUACCCUACUCAGGUCAUGGGGGAUGCCGUGUUUUACACGGCCCAACUCGCUUCGACCGCCGACGUUACCGUGAGCAUCGGUGGAGUGUCCAUCACAGGGACUUGGAGCGACGUACCCGCUGGAGGCGCUGGUCUCUACCACGGAAAUGCCACCUUCGAGAGGCACAUGGGUGACGUCGUGGUUACGCUCUCGCGUCACGGCAACCGGAUCGCUUCCGCGAGCGGAACCCCCAUUACAUCGAGCUGUAACUGGAACGCUUGGGUCGGUCAGGCGCUUUCAGGCAGCCCCGUCAGCAAGGCGCUUUCCACGAAGAAUACCGUUUGCAUUCGAGGUACGGGAGCCAACGACUUUGCUCCUCUAUGCGAGUUCUCUUGCAAGUACGGCUACUGUCCCAUCGGAGCUUGUACCUGCCUUGCCAGCGGCCCUCAGCAGGAAAAGCCCGAACUGACAGGCGUUAUUGCCUACCCCGUGGCUGGUAAAAGCGCCGAUUAUUCAGGGCUCUGUGCCUUCAACUGCAACCUCGGGAAGAUUGGGGAUCCUGGGUGCCCUUCCGACGUCUGCGGAACGGUGGAAGUGCCCCUGGUCAUCCCAGACGUCUCCCCCUUUGCACCCCCAGCAUGCAGAAGCGGGGUGGGGAGUCCGGGUUGGGAGGGCUUGUGUUCGUUUGCAUGCAACUUUGGUUAUUGUCCCUCCCAAAUCUGCACUUGUACAGCCACUGGCUCCCUGAACGCUGCGCCCCCCGUCACCCGAGAUACCGAGGGGUUUGCGCUCCAACCCGACGUCAACGAUUAUGGCAUCUGCGACUUUUCCUGCAAGAGGGGGUCCGGGAGCGGUGAGCUAGCAUACAUAGACGGCGAUAUCUGGAAGAACGCUGACCCUGUUCCGGUCAUCGGCUGCUCGCCGCCUUGCGUCCUCGUAUUACCGCCAUACGAGGUCCCAACAACCACCAUAACAUGUGCGCCAACGACUAUGACGAUAAUUCUGAACUGGGAGACCCGUUCCACUGUGACCACAGUCACAACCAUCAGCUUCCCGCCGAUUGUGACGGACCGGAUUCCCGUUUUCAACAUCAACAUUACGCAAGCCGCUGUCGAAAGCGCGACCUACCGUGUCACCCCCUCCCUCUUCUUCGUAGCCACCGUCACCGUCAACCCCCCGACAAGCGUAACAAUUCCGCCAUACAGCUCCAGUGAGCUGACGUACUAUGUCACCUCGACGCCGCCGGCGACCGAGACUUGGCCACCAAACAUCACGGGCAAGACCAAGGUCAGCUUCACGAGCACGGAUGCAACCAUGCCUACUUGCGCAGCCGGCUGCGGUGAAGAAUGCCGAGGCGAACACUGCAACGACUGCAACCAAAACAGAUGCUCCUGCGCGGGGUGUUGCAAAAGCUGCAUCAAUGACGACGACGAUGACGACGACGAUGACGACGACGAUGACGA